AUGUCUCCGCGUGGCGACGGGCAAGAACAUGGUGAGCUUGAAGGGCGUGGUGGUGGAAAGCGCAACAAUGCGAAGGCGGCGGCGGCGGCCAAGGGCAAUCCCUCGGGGAGGCUCUUGGAGGACGUGGCUGGUGGCGACGAGCAAGAACAUGGCGAGCUUGAAGGGCGUAGUGGUGGAAAGCGAAACAACGUGAAGGCAGCGGCGGCGGCAAAGGGCAGUCCCUCGGGGAGGCUCUCGCAGGAGGUGGCUGGUGGCGACGAGCAGGAACAUGGCGAGCUUGAAGGGCGUGGUGGUGGAAAGCGCAACAACGAGAAGGCGGCGGCGGCGGCCAAGGGCAGUCCCUCGGGGAGGCUCUCGCUGGAUGUGGCUGGUGGCGACGAGCAGGCGCUGCCCAGGCCCGUUAUAGAAGCCACUGACCCGUAUGCUGCGUUACGCGAGCAGAUGGAUUCGUCUGGGAAGGGAGAUCCGGUCGCUUGGGGGUCAGCGCGGUUUGGUAGGGAAGCGACGGACCCACGUGCAAAGCUUUCGGGGGGUCACGCGGUUCAGGUGAAAAUCGAGGGAGCAACAAAGCGGCACGAACCCUCGGCCGCCGCAGCAGCCAAUGACGGUGUGGGAGGAGGUGUGUGGGCAAAUUCCUUGGGUGAAUGUGGCGGCAGUGUGGAAGGCUCCAUGUGGGAUGUACGGGAUAGCAGGGGAGAAGGAGGAGUCUUGAAAAUGGAUCCGGCGACUAAGGAGGGGAGGGGCGAGAGCAUGGGCACACCUGGCGCAUCCAGUCGGCCCAAUGUGGCUGGCGGCAAGACGGUGGAGCAGCUCAUGCGGGAGCUUGCCCAACGGGAUCGCAAAAUUGCGGCACUCAAGGCAAGGCCAGGAGCCAAAGGACCUGUCAAACCCUGCACCCCUCCGUCAAGGCCUCCUCCUAUUGCGUCUCUGUCGAGCGGCCCAUCUGCAGUGGGCCUCGAUCCAGGCGUGGCGCCAGAAAGCCCAUCGACGGUAGACGUACCGGUGCGUCGAACGCGUGGGAUGCCCAAGCCCAAGCUGCUGAAGGUGGAGCCCGUGUUCAUGGCGCUGCUUGUCUG
This is a messenger RNA of Closterium sp. NIES-65, 1076 nucleotides long. NCBI's taxonomy places the organism in Eukaryota, Viridiplantae, Streptophyta, Zygnematophyceae, Desmidiales, Closteriaceae. The record is from the annotation of a GenBank genome assembly.